This is a messenger RNA of Talpa occidentalis (Iberian mole), 736 nucleotides long. RefSeq names its product tripartite motif containing 40 (gene TRIM40). The transcript has 5 exons. Lineage: Eukaryota; Metazoa; Chordata; Mammalia; Eulipotyphla; Talpidae. The record is from RefSeq and is a predicted model, not a curated record. Gene Ontology annotation, molecular function: zinc ion binding. The coding region runs from base 1 to 705 and encodes 234 amino acids.
AUGGUCUCUUUGCGGGAGGACGGCAAGCAAGAGGACAUCUGCCCCAUCUGCCAGGAGGACUUGAAGAAGGCUGUGAGCACUGACUGCAGACACCUGUUCUGCCAAACGUGCCUGGCACAGCACCUGGAGAAGGCCUCCAGUUCUGGAUUCCUCUGCUGUCCCGUCUGCCGGAAGCCCUGUUCCGAGGGGGUGCUGGGGAUGGGCUACAUCUGUCUCACUCACCAAAAAAGGGUGCGCAGCUUCUGUGAGGAGAGCAGACUUCUUCUGUGUGAGGAAUGUGAGAAGUCCCCGGAACACAAGUCUCACCACGAGGUGACCAUUGAAGAGGGCAUCAGCCACUACAAGGAAAGACUCUCCCGCAAGAUCAGGAAGGUCAAAAAGGCCUUGGGGGAUCUAACUAGAAAACAUCCACAGUCCAGCGCUCAGGAGGAGGAGAAACAGCAGGCUGUGCAGUUUCAGGUAGACUGUGGCACCCACAGGCUGGAGGCUGAGCUAGACAACCAACACCAAGCCAGGAGACGGCCAGAUGCCUUCUCUCAGCAGUGGCCAGACCAGCCAGAGGACAUACCAACAGAGGCAUCCAGCUCCCUGAAAGCACAUCUGUGCAGUCUGCUCACUGAUCUGGAGUGGAUGGUCAAGAAUCUGGAUGCCAGCAAGCUGAAGGAUGCCAGUGAUUUGCUGGACAGACACUCAAGACACUUCUGAAUUUGUUCCUGGAGAAAAAGAACAUAACAUA